Messenger RNA from Sebastes umbrosus (honeycomb rockfish), 2036 nucleotides. Its product is annotated as solute carrier family 43 member 3-like. Gene Ontology annotation, molecular function: transmembrane transporter activity. NCBI's taxonomy places the organism in Eukaryota, Metazoa, Chordata, Actinopteri, Perciformes, Sebastidae. Gene Ontology annotation, biological process: transmembrane transport. The coding region runs from base 160 to 1689 and encodes 509 amino acids. The record is from RefSeq and is a predicted model, not a curated record. The transcript is spliced from 13 exons.
CAGACAGACAGACAGACAGACGCAGCUCUGCAUGUCAGACUGCGUAACAGUGCAAGGUGCGUUACUGUCCUGCUGAGUCCCUGCACAAGAGGACUGUAAUGUUUGGAUUACUGGCUCGAAAUUACAAGAAACUGUAACGCAGCAGAGACCUUGUGAAGCAUGGAGAGGUACAUCUCGGUCGGUACCAGGCUGCGCUACGGGCUGACUCUGGCCUCGGGAAUGCUGGAGUGUCUGUGCUUCGCCGGCGUGGUAUUUGGUUACGCCUCUCUGGUGUUUGUGCUGAAGGAGGAUGGCUACUUCAGUCAGCUUUGUGUCAGCGUCCAAGGUACCAACAGUACAGACUGUAGUAGACAGGAUGAGCAGUUCUCUCUGGUCUUCACCAUCGCCUCGUUCCUCAACAACUUCCUGUCUCUAGUCAAUGGCUACCUGUUUGAUCGAUUUGGCACCAUGGUAACCAGGCUGCUGGGAAUAUCUUUAUACACGACUGGAACCCUUCUCGUGGCCUUCUCCAGUGCAGCAUUUUCAGAGCUGCUUUUUCCUGCCUUGUCCUGCAUCGCUGUGGGAGGAAUUCUGCUCCUUCUAACCAACAUCCAGGUGGCAAACCUGUUCGCUGCUCAUCGCUCCACCAUCAUCACCCUCUACAAUGGUGCCUUUGACUCCUCCUCUGGUGUCUUUCUAAUCAUCAAGAUUCUGCAUGAACAGGGAAUCUCUCUCCGCUACUCCCUCCUUGUUUUGUCCUUCUGCAGCAUCAUACACCUGGUGAGGACCUUCCUGCUGAUGCCCAGAACCCACAUCCCUUACCCUCUGCCACCACACUACACCUACGGAUUGAAUUGCGGAAUGGCCAACCCUCAAAAUGUUGAGCAGUUUGAGAGGAUGAGGAUGAAUGAUGGUGCCAUGACAGUUUCACAGGGGUCCAGUGUCCAGGACAACGUGCCACCAGAGGACGAGACAGAGGCCCAAGACUCGGGAAACGUGGCGAGUUUCCAGAGCUGUGUGAGGUCCUGGUUCUUCCUGUGGCACCUGUUGUGGUUGUCCAUAAUGCAGCUGAGGCACUACCUCUUCAUUGGCACGCUCAACCCCAUGCUCAACCGGCUGGCCAACGAUGACCCCGACCUGGUGAGUCAGUACACCAAUGCUUUUGCCAUGACCCAGCUGUGUGGAGUGCUGUGCGCUCCCUGGAACGGACUCAUCAUGGACAGACACAAGGGAAAGCCCCUGGCUCCUGGAGAAACCAUGCAGGAGGCAGACCUGCGCUCCUCCUCUCUGUCUCUGUUCCUGACCUCCCUGCAGUGCCUGCUGUUCUCUGUGUGCGCCUCCGUUCCUCUCCUCCCACUGCAGUACCUCACCUUUGUUCUACAAGUCCUCAAUCGCUCCUUCCUUUACGGGGGAAAUGCAGCGUUUGUUAGCAUUGCGUUUCCAGCCCGUCACUUUGGGAAGCUGUACGGCCUGGUGAUGUCCAUGUCUGCUUUUGUCUCUCUGCUGCAGUACCCCUGCUUUGCCCUGGUCAAAGGAGCUCUGGGCGGAGACCCCUUCUUUGUGGACGUUGCUCUGGUUCUCCUCAGUCUGCUGGCGUUUAUCCAUCCUGUUUACGUCUUCAUCCAUUGCAGGAAAGCAGCCCGCUACAAAGAGGACAACGGCCAGACUGACGUGGCCAACGGCUCCGAAAUACAUGAAGCCAAGUUAUAGUUAUUGGGAUACUAAGUGUCCAAAUUUUACUUUUCAGGUUCUUUUGACUUGCCUGUCUGUUCCUGUUCAGGAGUUUUAACCCAUUUUGUAUAUAUUCUUUUCUUUUUUUUAUCCAAGUGCACUGAUAAAAUUGUUUUUAAUGCUUGUUAGUACAGACACAUACAUUUUCAAAUGUUUUGUAUAAUCGUUUAAUAAAAAAACGUGUAUUACUAAAUAACUGUUGUAAAUGUUUUAUUGAGUGGGCAACAUUUUGAGUGCUUUACGGACAUUUCGUUUAGCUGUAAUAUGUUGUUUACUGCAUAUAUGUCCAUGUGUUUGUAUUAACCACAGUAAAAAAUGUACUACUG